Molecule: messenger RNA, 2121 nt
Organism: Rhipicephalus sanguineus (brown dog tick)
Lineage: Eukaryota; Metazoa; Arthropoda; Arachnida; Ixodida; Ixodidae
Product: neprilysin-1-like
Exons: 3
Coding region: 1-2121 (706 amino acids)
Biological process (GO): protein processing
Cellular component (GO): plasma membrane
Molecular function (GO): metalloendopeptidase activity
Source: RefSeq, a predicted model, not a curated record
AUGGCGUCAAUGUUUGAGUCUCCAGCGUUCGUCUCCCGGGAACGCCGCGGACUCCGCCGACGCCAACGGCACAGAAGGAUCGCGACGUUGCUGCUGUCGGCAUUCACUGUGUCCGUCCUCCUGGUGAUGUUCAUAUUGCUGCUGACUCGGUCGCGGGUGUCACGGAGCACCAGCGAGCCCUGCAGAUCCCCGUCGUGUCGCCGCUUCAUGGACCUACUCGAGGCCUCCAUGGACACCACGCUGGACCCGUGUCAAGACUUCUACGCGUACGUCUGUUCUCGCUGGAAGCCAGAGGCCGGAGGUCGUACUUUAUUAGAAGACGCGAUGCUGGAAUUCCAAAACGUGGUCAUGAACCGCGCAGCAGCCGUAAAAGUGCCCACGAGAAACCAGAACCGCUUCCAGAAGGCCGUUAUGCUAUACCAGAGCUGCCUCGCCACCGGAGAUAGCAGAACGAGUUCGUUCCGAGGAUUCCUGGACGUAGUGAUGGGUUCACCAUGGCCCGACGUGAACACGAGCGUCGAUCCCAUUGGAAUUCUUUUAGACCUGUCCUUCCAGUGGCGAUGUCCUGUGCUUUUCUACGCCUUCUACACGCGGGGUGCCUCUUCCGUCGGCAAGCUCGUGUUCCUGGACUCCUCGGCGGGCUUGGACUUCCCCGCGCUCUUCGCCGAAUACAGGUCGCGGCAAGACCACGGUCGCUACAUCUGCGCGCUGCAGGCUGAGCUUAACAAAGGGUCAGAUGAGUUUCCUGGGGACAGAGACUCGGCGAAUCACACUAAGUGGUGCACGGACCUGGCACGGUUCCAACGCGAAGUGCUGAGCGAAUUGGAACCGCACAGCCACGAAUCCGGCGGUACAGCCUACGCUAGCCUCAACCAGUUCGCUGCCCAAGCGACUCCGGCUGUCUCGGAAGAGCGUUGGAUGCGUGUCAUGGCCGCUCACGAUCGUCGAGGCGAAAACGUCCUGAGUACUACCCCGGUGGAAGUCGACAAGCCGGCUUACUUGAAAGCCCUGACGAAUAUCUUGGAAGAUAAACCGAGGACGGAGGUUCUAAUAUUCAUCGGCCUCACGAUUGUGCAGGUAAUCGGACGCUUCGCGAGUGCCGAUCUGGCGAGCCUUAUAUACAACGUAGCGUCGUCUGCAGGCCGGAAGCAUCAGAGGACGUUCUGUUUCCAGAUUGUGGACGUUGCCCUGCCCGCAGCUCUGGGCAAUGCGUACCUGUUUGAGGAUGAACGCGUCAGUAAGGUGAAAGAAGUCGCCGACGCGGUGGUUGCUUCCACCAAAGCGAAGCUCGAAGGCGCGACCUGGCUUACUGCGCAGUCCAGGGACGAGUUUAUCGAGAGGAUUGGCCAUGCGGCGCUCGUCUUCGAAGGUAUACUACGAGAAGCGAACGCUACAAGCGAGAACUUCUCAGUCGCGAGUACCUACUUCUUAGAGAACGCGAAGUACCUGCCUAACGACGUGUGGGUGCGCUUCAAGCAGCGGUACGGCGACGAUGUGAAGGAAACCAGCGGCGGAUGGAUAGAACCCCCCAAGCUUGAAGCAAGCACCAACGAGAAGGCUCUGCGGCUGGUCGUGCCAGACGUGUACAUGUCGAAAGAAGUGUUUCCAGACGCCGCAUACGAAAGCGUGAACUACGGGACCGUGGGUUCCCUCGUAGCACGGCAAGUCGCGUCAGCUCUGUACCUCAUAGGUCAAACUGUAGGCGGCGGUGGACAACGCCGCGAUCGUCUGACCGAUGGGCGAAGCGGGCAGAACGGGACGUUAGAAUGUCUGGUCGAGGAGUUUGAGCGUCGCGACAACCUGACGCUUCGGGAAGACGACAAGUCCGCGCUUUAUGUUACCUGGACGAGCCUGGCACCGCUUUUCGAUGCGCACCAGUCCAGUCCUGGACUUAACGAGUACAGCGCAGGUUACAAGCAGUAUUCGCCCGUGCAGUUGCUCUUCAUUACCCUCUGUUUCAUCGGGUGUGCUCAGAGGACAGAUAGUGACAGCAGUGCGACAGGUAUCAGCGCCGCUUCCUUGUGCAAUUUCCCGCUAAGCCUGUUCAAGCCGUUCGCGGAAAACUUUCAGUGUUCAGCGGAAAGUCCUAUGCACUCGGUGCACGCGUGUAAUGAACUGUAA